Molecule: messenger RNA, 783 nt
Organism: Ambispora leptoticha
Lineage: Eukaryota; Fungi; Glomeromycota; Glomeromycetes; Archaeosporales; Ambisporaceae
Source: the annotation of a GenBank genome assembly
AUGUUAGAAUUCGACGAAGAAAUUAUCUUAAAUAAAAUUAAAGUUCCGUUUCCUCCCAAUAUCACCCCCAAAGAAGUAAUUACUCUUAAACAUGGAAAAAUUCCGACAAAAUCCCCAAAUUGUUUUAUCAUUUAUCGUCGCGCAUUUCAAAAAGAGCUUCGUGCCAGUGGACAUCUUCUUAAAUUAAAUAAGGUUUCCGUUAUUGCUUCCCGUGCAUGGGAAAAAGAGUCGGCCGAAGUAAAAAAAGGUUAUAAAGAAAUAGCACGACAAGUCAAUUAUAUUCUUGUCGAGAUGAGAGCGAGUGCAUUAAGAGAAAAGAAACGAUUAGAAAAAGAGAACUCAAUCAGACAGCAGCAGCAACGACAAAUUAGUUUAAAUGAACCUAAUAAUCUUAUGCCCUUUAAAUUAACGUCAAUGUCAGAUUUUGAUGGUGACGUUCCUAUCAUAGAUAAUACUUUGCAAUCACAAUCUCAUUUAUCACCCUCUUCAAACUUUACUAAUUUAUCAUCAUCGUCACCACCACGAACAAAAUCAAAUUUUGACUUGUAUUAUAAUUAUAAUAAUGACGAUGGUUUGCUACCACCAUCAGAAAUGAGUAAUUAUUUGAUUAAUCAAAUGGAGAACAAUUUUGAUAAUAUUGAGCAUAUGAAUAAUCAACAAUAUAAUUUCUUUGAAGAUAUCACGAACGAGAAGAAAUUCGAUAUUCAAACUAACAAUAAAUUUAAUUAUGAAAAUGUGUUCGAGCAAUUAUUAUUAGACACGCAAACUUAUGGACAAUGUUAA